UGCCUACAUCCGGCCCUGCUCAGAUGCACAAUCACACCUCUCACUGUGGCUGGCAUCAGAUUUUUUUUCUUUCUUUUUUUACAGUAUGUUAAAUAAAAGUCUAAAUAUGCGACAUUUGUCUCAACACUUCCAUGAGGUGGUUUCUGCAUUCAUAUAAAGGCGCUUCUCCCGCUUUGAGCGCCUCAGAGCGCUCUACCGUUGAGCUCAACCCUCCCGCCCCCUUCCCUCCCCUCGGUUGAUACAUCCACCCCAUGACCACUCAGUAAUGAGUUCAGGCAGGAAGACUCGACUGUGAUUACCAGAGACUAGCGGGUCGCGCGUUCCUGCGUCUCAGCGCGCAGCAGCCUGGACUGGAACCCGAACCUCCGACAGGACCGACAGGACCAGGAUGGCUCCAGCACUGGAACGGAUCGUCUUGAGUUUUCUUCUGGUGUUCUGGGAAACCGCGUCAGGACAUGUUUUACCACCAAGAAACCUGUCCAUCCGCUGGAUAAAUGACUUCAAACCGGAGCUCUCCUGGGAGCCUCCAACACAUCCAAUGACAAACUGCACCUACACCCUGAUGUACAGAGGACAGUCUGAGGACUCUGAAGAAUCGAUUGAGAAGUUGGAAAACCAGAAACAAAUAUUAAACAACUUUCAAAUGGGAGGAGGAUUUCUGCAGUGGUCUGUAAGGACUUCUUGUGACAGCGGAGAGAGUGAGGCGGCCGUCAUGAGCGUUACCUAUCCAGAGCUGGUAAAGGACCUGCAGUGCUAUGGCUACACGGCCACUUUAACUAAAUGCUCCUGGGUACCAGCCAGCGACGCUCCAGAUGUGGGCUUUUUCUGGACGGAUGUUCCUGACUCCCCACCAGUGUACAAAUGUCUGCCCAGUGUCCAGAGUCCUACGAGAAGCUGUGAUGUUCAUAUUUCUAAUGACAAGGAAUUCAACAUCUUGAUAAAUGGAACUCUGAACAACAGUGUGGUCAGGAACACCUUUUUUGGGGAUCCUGUCUCGGCUGUGAGACCUCCUCCUCUCAACUGGACUGUCACAAAAAUGAACGAAAAACUCGAAAUCAGCUGGACUCCUCCAAGCAUCCUAAGCCUGAUCCAAUGGAACUUCAUAAUAACUGUUAAAGGAUGUGGUGAAACAAAGAAGUUUGAAGUUCAAGAGCAGACAUCAUAUUUGCUUGACGUGAAGCAUCCGUGUGUGUACUGCAUGACCAUCAGCGCCGACAGUUUAGAAGGGAGUUCCCCAGUCAGCAAGGAGAAAUGUUUUAAUUCUGAUGUGGGUAAUCACGGGCUGCUGUAUGCUGCAAUUACCAUCCCAAUUCUCAUGGCUUGUAUGACAACCUUGACUUUUGUGUGUUGCAGAAAAAACAAGGACAAGAUCUUCUUGAAGGUCCCAGAGCCGCGGGAUCUCAUCACAGAUACUUUGGACAACAACAAUAAGAACUCCUUCAACAACUUAUACGUCCCAGUAAAUGAAGAGCAGAGCUGUAAAAUCACUCUGGUGAUAGAUAAGCAAGAUGGCAAACCAUACUGCUGACACAUCGCCAACGUUGACUCACUCUGCCGACAAAGAAGAGGAAAUGUCUGUGAACAAACUUCAUCAGCUGAAAUCUAACUUUGAACACUUUUUUAAGUGUCCUCAGCACAAAAACAAGGGUUUCUGUUAUCUUUUGUAAGCUGAAGAACCACAAGAGCUUUCCACUCGUUGUAGUUAGUGUAGUUAAGUUACUGUGUCAAACAUAGAAACUUGAAUUUAAUCAAUUUAAGGUGUUUCUUUUAAAACAUGUGGACUAAUUGGCUGCUGCUCUCAGUAGAACAAUACAUUCAUGGAUUUAGUAUCAAAACCAAAUCUGUUUAACUUUAAUGAAAGUGUCCCCAUUAACAUAAAGUACACUCUGAAGUUAGUUUUAUAAAGUAUACUUGAUGGAAAGUACAGAAAAGAUACUAUAGACAAUGUACAUGAAGCUUAUUAAAUACACGUACUGAAUACUUCUUCAAAGUA
Messenger RNA from Oryzias melastigma (Indian medaka), 1993 nucleotides. RefSeq names its product interleukin 13 receptor, alpha 1 (gene il13ra1). The transcript is spliced from 10 exons. NCBI's taxonomy places the organism in Eukaryota, Metazoa, Chordata, Actinopteri, Beloniformes, Adrianichthyidae. Gene Ontology annotation, molecular function: protein binding. Bases 389 to 1528 code for a protein of 379 amino acids. The record is from RefSeq and is a predicted model, not a curated record.